Molecule: messenger RNA, 321 nt
Organism: Brenthis ino (lesser marbled fritillary)
Lineage: Eukaryota; Metazoa; Arthropoda; Insecta; Lepidoptera; Nymphalidae
Source: the annotation of a GenBank genome assembly
AUGAUUUCUAAUAAAGUUCAGCAUGUGAUUCACCGUAAUGCGAGAGGGAUUAUCAAUGGUGAUCAUGUUGUAGAAACUGGGGAUGAGCCCGCAGCAUGCAGCAGUCGACGUACUCUGGUUCUCGCCAAUCAUCAGAGCACAGCAGACGUCCCAAUGCUGAUGGCAGCAUGGAAUCCAAGACCUGGAGUACUAUCGAACCUGAUGUGGAUCAUGGAUAGAGUCUUUAAGUUCACAAACUUCGGCAUCGUCAGCGUUUUGCACAAGGACUUCUUUAUACAAGCGGUGAGUAAACAUUUAAAGUUUUUUAUAUGGGACUUCUAU